Molecule: messenger RNA, 1041 nt
Organism: Tachysurus fulvidraco (yellow catfish)
Lineage: Eukaryota; Metazoa; Chordata; Actinopteri; Siluriformes; Bagridae
Product: paraneoplastic antigen Ma1 homolog
Exons: 2
Coding region: 1-1041 (346 amino acids)
Source: RefSeq, a predicted model, not a curated record
AUGAGCAGUUUGGCGGAAAGUAAGCUUGUGGAUCGCUGCACCCAGCCGAUUGUUGAUGUGCCCAGCUACAGGAAGCUGAGGGUGUUCUCGGGCAUAAAGCCUGUCCCUACAGGCGAAGAGGAGUAUGAGGUUUGGAUGGAGCAGGCUACACAAAUGAUUAUGGAGUGGCAGUGCAAUGAUGCUGCUAAGAGGCAGCACAUUGUAGAGAGUCUGCGGGGGCCUGCUGCAGAUAUUAUCAGGUUCUUAAAGGUUAGUAAUUCCAGUGCUAUGGCUACUGAUUAUUUAGCUGUCCUUGACACUACUUAUGGUUCUACUGAGAGUGGUGCUGACCUUAUGGCCUCAUUUCGUCAUACCUUCCAGCAGGAGGGGGAAAAGCUGUCUGUUUUUCUUUAUCGCUUGGAUAAACUGCUCCACCGUGCACCUCUGAGAGGGGGAGUGGAUGCCACUGGUUUGGAUCAGGCUCGCCUGGAGCAACUGUUCAAGGGCGCACUCACCAAUAAUCUGGUGGCUUUGCGUGUACGAAUGAUGCACACUUUGAGAGAUCCCCCGUCUUUUUCUCAGCUCAUGCGAGAGGUGAGAGAGGAAGAGCAUUGGGUGAGUGUUAGAGAGAGUACAAAAGCCUCUGUUGCCACUGCGGCUGUUUCACAGGUGCCUAUGACUGCUGCUGUUGGGGCUUCCCAGGCAUCAUUGACUCGGGUAGCAUCUGAGGUAGACGGUUUAAGGCAAAAUAUUAAGGAGCUGACAACGCUAGUGUUGAAACUUUUGAGCACGGCUACGGGGACUCCUGCGGGUGUUGCACAGAACGCUGUGAGCCCCAUUCUAGAAAACCCUGCUACAGCUGUCUUUUCGGAGGCUGUUGCCCUUGACAGGGCUGGGCCUUCUGUUCCUUCUUUGGUAUCUGGCAUUUUCUGCUAUAAGUAUGGGGAAGACAGACACCUUAAGCGAGAUUGUACUCGCUCGGAGAACCUUCGCUUGGUUAAUCAGAAGCUGCUCAAAAGGACCCAGGGAAGGGUGCCGGGAAACUUUCCUGGAGCUCGGUGA